CCCUGUCCAACACCUCCCAAUCUCUCUCUCUCUCUAUCUCUCUCUCCACUUUUUGAGAUCUUUCUGAGAAAUUCCUCGAGCAUGGACGACGACGGCGAUUGGAUCACGGCGAGGUACCUCCUAUCGUCAAUUCUCGGGCGGAACCCACUCGUCGUGGACUACGUCGACGAGGAGGCCUUCCCCGUCCACUCUCCUCCCGCCGCCGGCGGCCGGGCGGAUGCGGCGGCGCCUGUCUCGGCGCCGCCGGCGGUGAAGGCGUCGGCGGGCGUGGCCGGCACGGUGUGCGCGGUGUGCACGGAGGAGAUCGCGGUCGCAGACGCCGUGGUGCGGCUGCCGUGCGCGCACUGGUACCACGCCGGCUGCAUCGCGCCGUGGCUCGGGAUCCGGACCACCUGCCCCAUGUGCCGCGCCGAGCUCCCGCCCAGGGACGACGACGCUGGCGAGGGGGACGGCGCCGCCGGCCACGUGAAGCCGAGCGCUCGCUCGGGCGAUGCCGCGGGGACCAGUGACGUCGCCGGCGUAAGCGCCCGCGCGCGGCGGGACGCGUCGUCGUUCGAGUACCUCGCCGGCGGCGUGCUGUCCGGCUGACGGGCGCGACGCUGGCUGAGUAGAUUAGGCGCGUGGACCGCAUCGUCGUGCGCAAUUGCGCAUGACGCUCGUUGUACAAAACAAAAGGGUAAAUGCGAUAAAGAAAAACGUAAUUUUGAGCCAAAA
Molecule: messenger RNA, 714 nt
Organism: Phragmites australis (common reed)
Lineage: Eukaryota; Viridiplantae; Streptophyta; Magnoliopsida; Poales; Poaceae
Exons: 1
Coding region: 82-588 (168 amino acids)
Biological process (GO): ubiquitin-dependent protein catabolic process
Molecular function (GO): ubiquitin protein ligase activity
Source: RefSeq, a predicted model, not a curated record